AAAAAUUUUGUAGAUGCUGCAGAGGAAGUCAAAUAUAAAGAAAAGUCUAUAGACACAUAUCAUUUACGUGAUUUUGCACACACCAGAUCAUGUGCUAAAUGCAAAACUUAUGAUUUUGAUUGA
This is a messenger RNA of Racocetra persica, 123 nucleotides long. The record is from the annotation of a GenBank genome assembly. NCBI's taxonomy places the organism in Eukaryota, Fungi, Glomeromycota, Glomeromycetes, Diversisporales, Gigasporaceae.